UGUUAUUAAAAAUUAUUAAAUUGAGCUAAUAAAGUUCCCAUCUCCUCCGGUUGAUGAGAAACUUCUUAAGCCUCGACACGCGAAAGCGUAAAAUUGAAGCGAGUGGGCACGCCAUUUUGGUUUUUCAGCUUUUGAGCUUUAGGCUUAGUAAUCAAAACAGGAGCAGGAGAGAGAGAGAGGGAGAGCUGGACAAUGGCACACUCCACGGUGCAGCCGAGCCGGUCGAGAGACCUGGACAAGCUGCUUCUCAGGCCCGGCAAUCUUGUCGCCCCUACCUUUGAACCUGGUGCCCAAUUGAGGGAUGAUCUUCAAGAGUAUGUUCGAAUAUUGGUGGUGGGAGCCGGUGGAUUAGGCUGCGAGCUGCUAAAGGACUUGGCCCUAUCCGGUUUUAAGAAUCUCGAGGUCAUCGAUAUGGACCGUAUCGAGGUUUCUAAUCUCAAUCGCCAGUUCCUCUUCAGGCUUGAAGAUGUUGGUAAGCCAAAGGCUGAAGUUGCAGCCAAGAGGGUCAUGGAAAGAGUUAGUGGUGUGAAUAUUGUGCCCCACUUUUGCCGUAUUGAAGACAAAGAAAUCGAGUUUUAUAAUGAUUUUAGUAUUAUUGUGCUUGGUCUUGAUUCCAUUGAGGCUCGGAGCUAUAUAAAUGCUGUAGCUUGUAGUUUUCUUGAGUAUGAUUCUGAUGACACUCCUCGGGAAGAAACUAUCAAACCCAUGGUAGAUGGUGGGACUGAAGGUUUUAAAGGCCAUGCUAGAGUUAUUAUGCCGGGUGUCACACCAUGCUUUGAGUGUACCAUCUGGCUUUUCCCUCCUCAAGUCAAGUUUCCUUUGUGCACUCUUGCAGAAACCCCUAGAACUCCUGCUCAUUGUAUUGAAUAUGCUCAUUUAAUUAAAUGGGACGAGGUUCAUAGUGGAAAGACAUUUGAUCCAGAUGACCCAGAACAUAUGAAGUGGGUUUAUAAUGAGGCUGUCAGGAGAGCAGAGCUUUUUGGCAUUCAAGGAGUUACAUAUUCACUUACUCAGGGUGUUGUGAAAAACAUCAUACCAGCUAUUGCUUCCACCAAUGCAAUUAUUUCAGCUGCAUGUGCAUUGGAAACGUUGAAGCUUACAUCAGGAUGCAGCAAAACUCUAUCUAACUACUUAACGUAUAAUGGUGUGGAAGGUCUUCAUAUUAAAGUAACUGAAUUUGUGAAGGACAAGGACUGUCUUGUUUGCGGUCCAGGUGUUCUUAUCGAGCUAGACACUUCAGUUACAUUACAAAAGUUUGUUGAUAUGCUUGAAGAGCAUCAUAAGCUGUUAUUAUCAAAAGCAAGCAUCAGACACCGAGGGAAGAAUUUGUACAUGCAGGCACCCCCAGUUCUAGAAGAGAUGACUCGAUCGAAUCUAAGUUUACCUCUAUUUGAACUUAUGGGCAAAGUGCCAAAAGACAUUGUGCAUGCGACAGGUACGGCUGGCCAAAACGGCAGUAAAACCUCUUGUCUGAGAAAAUUACGAGUUGUUUUCAGGGGAACCGAUGGGAUCACAGACAUGGACAUGGCGGGUGGGGCCUAAUAUCUUCUUGCAGAGCGCAUCUCAUCUCCAGAAAGAUAUUCAUUUUAGAAAUAUCCUCUACUGAAGACACAAGUUGGUGAGCAACCUAAAUUAUAUUUUUAUGACAAUUUAUCAAAAGGAUUUGUUUCACCAAAGAGAGUGACGUUACUAACAAAGAUAUUUAUUUUUAUCAUCUUCGCAAGGAGAGAUUAAUGUACAGUUAGACCAUAUGUGGUCUCUCUAUGAGCAGUUGCAACUUACACUGGAAAAAUGGAAUUAUUUUUGACAUAAUUCCUUUUCCUUCUAUAGACAAUCUUUGAGGAAAAGAUUGAAUUCACAAUGAAUUGUGUUUAAAUAAAAUUUUUUUUUCUAUUCA
Molecule: messenger RNA, 1897 nt
Organism: Manihot esculenta (cassava)
Lineage: Eukaryota; Viridiplantae; Streptophyta; Magnoliopsida; Malpighiales; Euphorbiaceae
Product: NEDD8-activating enzyme E1 catalytic subunit
Exons: 9
Coding region: 193-1542 (449 amino acids)
Biological process (GO): protein neddylation
Cellular component (GO): cytoplasm; nucleus
Molecular function (GO): NEDD8 activating enzyme activity
Source: RefSeq, a predicted model, not a curated record